CGAGCUCAAUGACGCGAAAUUCAGCGAGCCGUUGCCAUGGAUCGGCCUCUACAUAGCUGGAGCUUCACUGGUGUGCUCACUUGCCAUGGCAAUCGACACCUUUUAUGGGUUCCGUCAACGGAAGCCCUGGUUCCCUUGCAAGUUCUUCUCACUUAAUGCUACUUCCUUGACCCUCUUGUCCAUCGCCACAAAACUGCCCUUGGAUCUGAACACAUCCAUGCCACGCCGUCAAGAUCAGCUGACCAAGCUCAGCGGAACCAUCCUGAUUUGCACCGCAAUGGGCAACUUCAUGACCUCUCUAGGAACUAUGGAGGACUCCGAAAUGCUCUCAAACAUUGUCGCCUUGGCUAUUCUCGUGAUCACCAUGGUCGUUAACAUCGGUAUUCAAAUGGGUACUGGUGUGAUCUAUGCUUUCUUACCCGAGCAUGCCGUAAUCAUGUUUUUCAUCAUCAUUUUGCUCAUGAUCUUGGCUUUUUCCGGUUUAACAAUUCCAACAGCCAAGCAGUUGCUGGAACAACAGUAUGAUAAAAAGCAUGAACUGGCUUCUGAUGAAGGAGCAGACAACACUGAGGUGUUGAGAGUUGAUAAAUUGAAAGAGGCUGUAAACAAGUAUUGGAUGAUGGCCCAUACUUGUAGUCCUCAGUACGUUCUGGGACGCUCAGCCACUUGCACUGCCUCGGGAGCUUUCUGCCUCCUCAGUGCACUGAUUUUAUUGGAAGUUUUAGUCAGAUCGUUUAUUUUAUCAUCCUUGGACUUCUGCAGCGGGGAAUCCGACUACAGGUGGUCAAGUAACUUCAUCUUAAUUUCUCAGGUGAUCGCAGUAGGAGUUGGUACCAUUGCCCCAGCUAUUAGAUGGUUCAAUGCUAUUAGCUUCAGAAGUAUGAAGAGCGGAGAAGGAAGGUUCAGAGAUGCGAUUAAGGUAGAGGGGUACUGGGUUCAGAGGCUGGUAGAAUGGAAAGAGAGCCCUUUACCAUUCCGCAUUAGUAGUAGGCGAUGUAGGAAAAUCGCCCAUGUCUCAAAAAAUCAAAUUCUGGAUGCCUGUAUCGGAAUACAAACUGCGGUAGUACUAAUCUGCAAGUUCAUUUGCCUGGCUUCUAUACUGCAAGUGAGUUGGCUCACUAGACUCUUCUCCUGCUGCCGCAAGCAGCAUUGGAGGAAUUCGGAAUCCAGGAAAUCAGAGUCGCAAAGCCUGCUGGAUUUUGUAUUGCAUCUGGAAGGGGAGAACGACUUGGUCCAUCUGAUCAUGAAAAGCGGCCGCAAAGACACGGUGCAAUGGAUUGAGAGGGGCAGGAAGAAUGAACCUACUCAUCUGAUUGAACUUCUAAAGAAGCCACCUUCAUCAGGAGAUUUCAACGGCGUGGCUGAGUUUGAUAGCGACCAGGUUCCACCAAUUGGAGAGAAGCCUCCAAACUGUUGGGCUCUGCCUCUGGUUACACUCACAAGCAUUGCCAUCGCACUUCCCUACAUUGACAAAAAUAUAAUCAGAUCAUUACGGCAUGCCGUAGAUGAAGGCCUCAGGUAUGUAAGGCUUAUAGAAGAGAACCUGGAUGCCAAUGGGUUGAGUAGAAUGAGGGAGGCAGCGGAUAUAGUCUGGCUUGGCAUUGAUAUUUAUGAUCAAUGGCUUGACAAGGAUCUCCACAAAUUGGUCACUGAAGAAAAACAAGCAGAAAAGAUAAUCCGAAAACUUGCCAAUCUAGGAAAGGAAAGCAUUGAGACGUUCACAGAUGGAAGCGUCAGAGAGACAGGACACCGUGAAUGGCCUGCAAAGUUAUUGGCAGCCAAUUCGAUGUACAGGAUCGGUGAGACUAUUCUGCAGGACUACAAAGACAAGCUUGGGACUGUUGACAAGUUGUUCAAAUGGUUACAAACAACCAUUGCUGACAUAUUGGGCGCUUGCCUUACCAACCUGCCACAAGUGAUAUCCAUGGAAUGCUUUUGCAGCAGCAUUGAAGUGAGGGAAGAAAGAGUCAGGGAUGCAGCAUAUCUUCUCGGUGAAGCUGGAAGUAUUCUGGCAAUUUUAGGAGAGCACAAGUUCCCAGAUUUGGACCCCAAUAAGAUGGCAGAUAUUGACGAAUGGCGUUUAAGCAAGCAGGGAAAACCUCCAAGUCUCCCUUCUUCUCCUGAUAAUGUCUAGUUUAACUUCGAAUUGCCUUCAUCCAUUGUGAAGGAAUUUGAAGCACGGACCUAGAGAAUGAAAGCAGAUCAUCAUUCAGUUCAUAGUUGGUACUAAGAUAAACUUAGUAAUAUAGUCCUCGUGUGGCUUUUUGUAUUACUAUAGUGUGCAUCGCAUCUAGAAUGCAUUACUCAUCAAGGCAGUUAAAUCUUCAUGCAUGGGAUUUAAAUGAAAAUUAUAUAUAUAUA
Molecule: messenger RNA, 2361 nt
Organism: Magnolia sinica
Lineage: Eukaryota; Viridiplantae; Streptophyta; Magnoliopsida; Magnoliales; Magnoliaceae
Exons: 1
Coding region: 86-2134 (682 amino acids)
Source: RefSeq, a predicted model, not a curated record